Myripristis murdjan (pinecone soldierfish) is the source of this 2622-nucleotide messenger RNA. RefSeq names its product FAD-dependent oxidoreductase domain containing 1 (gene foxred1). The coding region runs from base 183 to 1709 and encodes 508 amino acids. The transcript has 11 exons. Lineage: Eukaryota; Metazoa; Chordata; Actinopteri; Holocentriformes; Holocentridae. Gene Ontology annotation, biological process: mitochondrial respiratory chain complex I assembly. The record is from RefSeq and is a predicted model, not a curated record. Gene Ontology annotation, cellular component: cytoplasm.
ACUUGCUCAUAGUUGACCUCCAGGACUAUUCUGGCUCUGUAUCAACAAGACAUCACUUAUGCACUGACAUUACUGAUUUUACUGUGCACACUUCAGGUGGCGACAUGCGUGUUGGGUCACAGAGCGAUUAUUCUGUGUUCACGGUGCUCCCUCUGUGCUGACCCAGUGAGAAGCUCCCAGCCAUGACAGCGUGGCGCAGGCUGCAUGUGGGGGUGAGGGCGGCUUGUGGAUUACUCCCCUCCAGACGAAUGACACCACAACACCAGUGGCUUUGCAGGCACGGAUGGCGAAGCCUGAGCACCGGCAGACCUCUCCAAAGCGACUUCUUCAAAGACCUGGAGUCCCAGCUGGAGGCCAUGAGGAAAAAGGCAACGGAUGCCCUGCCAGGGAGCAGCUGGAGCCCCCUGGAGCAGAACCCCAACCUUCCUCCAGAGAGGGCGGACAUCGUGAUCGUAGGAGGGGGUGUGGUGGGCUGGUCCAUCGCCUACUGGCUGAAGAAGAAGGAGAUGGUGCGAGGGGGGGUGCGAGUGGUCGUGGUGGAGCGGGACCCAACGUACUCCCGGGCCUCCACAGUGCUGUCUGCAGGGGGGAUCCGGCAGCAGUUUUCCCUGCCUGAGAACAUCCACCUCUCCCUGGCCUCUGCGGACUUCAUGAGGAACAUAAAUGAACAUCUCGGCGUGUUGAAUGAAGACCCAGUGGACCUGCAGUUCAACCACUCGGGAUAUCUCUUCCUGGCUAGUGAAAAUGUGGCCCAUAUCAUGGAGGAGAACUACAGCACCCAGAGGUACGCUGGAGCCAAAGUAUCGCUACUGUCACCCACACAACUGAAGGAGAAGUUUCCAUGGAUCAGCACGGACGGUGUGGCGCUCGCGUCUUAUGGGUUGGAGAAUGAGGGAUGGUUUGAUCCCUGGAGUCUGCUAAAUGCCUUCAGAAGGAAAGCCAUGUCUAUGGGAGUCAUUCAGUGCAUCGGAGAAGUCACAGGUUUUAAGUAUACUACAAACAUAAUGACAACUGUCGAUGGUGAGCAGGUGGAUUUCAAGAGAAUAAAACAAGUCAGGGUUCAGAUGCCCAACAGUCUGGAGUACCAGCCGGUGGAGUGUGCCAUCGUGGUGAACGCAGCAGGAGCCCACUCUGGAAAACUGGCUGAGAUGAUGGGUAUUGGCUUUGGUCCCAAAGACACCAUAGCUGGAAUCCCUUUACCAGUGGAGCCGCGGAAAAGGUAUAUCUACGUGGUUCACUGUCCUGAUGGUCCAGGUCUGGACACUCCCUUCCUGAUCGACUACUCUGGAAUUUACGUCAGAAGAGAAGGGUUAGGAGGAAACUACAUCGCUGGCACAUCACCAGAGGAGGAGGAAGAACCAGAUACCACUAAUAUGGAGGUGGACCACCAGUUUUUUGAGGAAAAGGUUUGGCCCUACUUGGCCCAUCGUGUUCCUGCUUUUGAGAAACUCAAGGUCACCAGUGCCUGGGCAGGCUUCUAUGACUACAACACCUUUGACCAGAACGGCAUCAUAGGUAUGCAUCCUUUGGUCAACAACGUGUACUUCGCCACUGGCUUCAGCGGCCAUGGCUUACAGCAUUCACCAGCAGUGGGCCGAGCUGUAGCAGAGCUGAUCCUGGACGGAAACUUCAAAACCUUGGACUUGAGUGCCUUUGGCUUCAGACGCAUCAUGGCCCAGGAGCCCAUGCUUGAGAGGAACAUUGUCUAGACAGAAAAACAGCCUCGAUGUAAGCCAUUCCCAAUCAGCUCUGUGCAAGAUGCUGUCAGAUGAAUGUGACUGGUCUUGUGCAGUGUGCAACGUCUCACAACUAGGGUACGAUGGUGAUAUUUUUUGGACUGAAUUUGGCUUUGAAGAGACCUUGUUGGAACUGAAGUUGAUGCAGCUCACAAUUUGUCAUCUUCAAAUCUGAAAAUUUGAAAGCUGUCAUUGUGUAAUUGUUUCAGCACAAGGCUACUUUAGAUUUUAUUUAAAUUUAAACCCUCUGUGAAUUUGUAUGCCAAAUUUAAAGGUCUUAAAGGUCUUAAGUGAUGUUUAAGAUUCAUGCACGUUCGCCAAUAGGGAAGGCAACAUUUUUGGACUGGGUCAUUCAUGACUUUUUGGCAUGCCAUUCUCUCCACACAAGAAAGAAUAACAUGUAUCAGGGCUAGAAGAAGAGGUGGAAUAACGGACGCAAUAGAGAUUGCUGUCCGAAGAAAUAUUUUGGACCGAGGUGGAGAGAGAAAUUGCCUGGCCAGCUGGAGCGAAGGAUAUCAUGGAAAGAAGAAUGAAGGAGCGAGCCAUGAACUUGGCCAGGGAUUUUUUUGUUACAAACUCCUGUUAAAAAUGUUUUUGCCUGCAAUAUUUCUGUUCCAGUCCAACUCACUCUUUCCAUUUUGCAAUACGGUUGCAGCGUUUUAAUUUGAACUGAAAUAAUGGGUGUACAUAUAUAUAUGUAUGUACUUUGUAUUUUUAUAUGAUUUGUUGGAGUAAUGCCAGAAGGAUAUUCCACACUCUUUGUACUUAAUGUAACUUAGUUUGUAAUGCGCUCCUCAAUCCAGGUUACGGAUAUUUAUGAAUAAUCAACAGUUGAUUGAUCAAGGUCAUCAAAUGUUGUAAAUGAAGACUUUUGUAGAACUACAAA